Vespula vulgaris is the source of this 886-nucleotide messenger RNA. RefSeq lists its product as uncharacterized. The record is from RefSeq and is a predicted model, not a curated record. Lineage: Eukaryota; Metazoa; Arthropoda; Insecta; Hymenoptera; Vespidae. The transcript is spliced from 2 exons. The coding region runs from base 1 to 552 and encodes 183 amino acids.
AUGACAAAGGUAUAUAAUACAGAAUUUAAAGAAGCAUUAAGAGAAAUCGCACAAAGAGUAGCGUACUUCAAUUCACCUCACGGUAACCUCAACAAAAUUUCUACACUUUAUAUUAGAUCUUUAUAUUUAUCGAUAUAUUUUAGUCAAAAUAAAAAAACAAAAAAAAACAAAAAUGCAAUAGAUCGUGUUAGAAUCGUCGAGUGGAGUCGCCGACUCGCUGGAAUUCCAGACGAAAGUGACGAAGGAAUUAAAAAUCGUAACGACUAUGUACAAUUGUUGAAGAUAAUGACACGCGGUGGUCGUUUGCAUGGGAUUUUUCUCGACCCACCACCAGAUAACGACGAGAUACCAUCAUUGGCUGAAUCAAUGUGUAACUUUUUAUGUAGCAAAUGUAAAGACCUACCGAAUGCUGGUCCAUUGGAACCAAUCAUAUCGAGAAAAACACCAGACGGUUGUGCUUAUAUCUCUUUACGAAAGAUUGAAAAUAAGGGGAUUUUGUGUUAUCUAGCGGUUAGUCCCGACGGAUUGACCAUGCCCAAGAAAGAACAAUAACCAUAUGUAAAUACGCUCCAAGAAAUUAAAGUCUUUACGAAGGAUUUUGUGAUAUUAAUCAUAAAAGACAAUAAAAAAAAUAAUGACUUUGCAACGUUACAUAGAUAUCGAAAAUGAAGUCAGAACGAUAUAGUGAGAUUGUAAUUCGAUAAAAAAAAAAAAGAAAUUAAAUCUCUAAUACCAUAUAAUCUCUAAUACUAUAUAAUCUCUAACACUAUAUAAUCUCUGAUACUAUAUACUUCUUUAUAAGCGCGGAAUAUCGAAGAUAAUAAUGGAAAAGAAAAAAAGAAAUAAAAAGAAGAUAAAUAAAGUGAGAUUGAUUUAUUUAACUUUG